Messenger RNA from Hippoglossus stenolepis (Pacific halibut), 2324 nucleotides. Its product is annotated as neuroendocrine protein 7B2. The transcript is spliced from 6 exons. Gene Ontology annotation, biological process: neuropeptide signaling pathway; regulation of hormone secretion. The record is from RefSeq and is a predicted model, not a curated record. The coding region runs from base 154 to 819 and encodes 221 amino acids. Lineage: Eukaryota; Metazoa; Chordata; Actinopteri; Pleuronectiformes; Pleuronectidae. Gene Ontology annotation, molecular function: enzyme regulator activity. Gene Ontology annotation, cellular component: secretory granule.
UUUUAUUUGAAACGUGUUUUGGAAUCAAUCUUAAAUCGUCAUUUCAACGUAAAGUGAUGUUUUAUUUUUGGACACCGGAAACCCAGGCUGCUUUAUAGGCAGCUUGACCGAUUCCUCGUGCACAGAACAGGUCCCAGCAUCAGCAUCAACACGAUGACGCGCUCCAGCCCCGCGGUGCUCUUCUCCCUGCUCGGCCUCCUCCUGGGGCUGCAGCUCGGCACAGCUUCGGCCCGCAGCCCCCGCACGGCGGACCAGGUGUCCGAGGCCGACAUCCAGCGGCUCCUGCACGGCGUCAUGGAGCAGCUGGGCAUCGCCCGGCCCCGGGUGGAGUAUCCAGCCCACCAGGCCACCAACAUAGUCGGGCCCCAGAGCAUCCAGGGAGGUGCACACGAGGGGCUGCAGCACCUCGGCCCUUAUGGGAACAUCCCGAACAUUGUGGCUGAGCUGACGGGCGACAACGUUCCCAAAGACUUCACUGACGACCACGGAUACCCGGACCCUCCAAACCCCUGUCCCCUGGGGAAGACAGCGGCAGACGGUUGUUUGGAAAACGCUCCGGACACGGCCGAGUUCAGCCGAGAGUUUCAGAAACACCAGCAUCUGUUUGACCCGGAGCACGACUACCCAGCUCUGGCCAAGUGGAACAAGGAACUUUUGUACCAGAAACUGAAGGGAGGACCCAAGAGAAGAAAAAGGAGCGUCAACCCAUAUUUAAUGGGCCAGAGGCUGAACAACGUGGUCGCCAAGAAAUCUGUUCCUCACUUCUCCGAGGAGGAGGAAGCACCGACCGUCUCCCCUGCCGCCAAAUCCACGACCUAAACCCCUGCAGCCGCAGCACUCGCUGUAAUAUUAAAGUACAGAUACAAGUUUUAACACCGCAUGUUCAAGUAUUUUGGUUGAGAGCAAUUAAAUGGUGAAUCCACUGGAGAGACAGUGAAAUAAGAAAAUGGGAAAUUGGAGAAAACAAGAAAUUUGAAAGGUUAUUAUUGCGAAUUUCGAUUGAUCCAAUUCACUAAUCAGGCAAAAACAUUACUGGUGUCUUUACUUUAACAUGUGGGAAUUAUAAUCUGACACCCACAGAACCUGCUAAACAAUUUUUUGUUGUUGAAACUCUGAUGCUGGAUAACUGACCAGGCAAAGUAGGCAAAUAAAAGAAAUGGCAGGUCUCAAGUAGAAUAUCUGGUAUCGCAAGUUCUCCACCUUCCGUCUUGUGUCUCUGGUCUUUAAGAGAAAAGUCGAGUUUAAAUUUUGAAGGUUUGUUUUAUAGUUAUUUCAGUAUUUUCUCUGUGUAAAGUAACUCGGACACAAAAAACCUUAAUCAACGACACAAGUGGACAAAGUGGACAAAGUUUAGCACUGAAUCACACAAAUGUUAGUCUACAAAUAACAAAGUACAAAUCUGACAUGUGAGGCUCUUUCAUGACCUCGACUCUCUCCUCCUCCAUGUUCUUUUAACCCUCUCGCUCCUCCGAGCUGCCCGUCCUUAUCAGGAGAGUUUCCACCUGCACUCUGGUGCUGCAGCGUACCUCCACUCUCAGUAACCUUGAAAGAUAACGAAGAGUCUGCAGGUCAACGUGAUCUUUCUCUUCUCCACCAUGACUAAAUGUACCUUUGCUUUAUUGAAUAAAUCAAAAUUAAAUGAGCACCAGUUUCCUUCAACACUAAGGUUACUGUGAGGUUAUAUCCAACAUUAGACUUCUUUUAAUGGGUUUUACAACUUAGUUAUAUCAUCUAACAAUUAAUUGAGAGUAAAGAAAAUAUCUGAUAAACCCAAACCUGGGGUCAUUUGGAGGGAAAAGGUGGUUUUCAGUUGACUUUUACACCAAUUCUUUACUUUUUCUAGUAAAUCCAGGAGUGUAAAAAAGUCCCAUUACCUUGGAUUCAACCCAAAAUAUGAGAAUAUGUGGUGUUAAAAACUUACCUGACAGUGUACAACAUAUCUACAACUGUAUUAUAUAAGUUGUAUAAAGAUAUAUUGACUCAGUAAGAUUAUUAUUCACAACUGUAAAAAGAUCAACUCACUCACUGAUGUUUAAUUUUUUAAGUCAUGAUAUGAGCAGUUACUCACCUCGGUGUCUUCAAGCAAAGAUUCAAUAUAUUCAUAGAAGUCAAUAAGCUUUGUUUUCUCCUGCGUAAGGAAUGAAGAUGAAACGUUUCACUGUAGCAUGUAAACAAGAUUAUUCAGACUGGGAUUUAUUCACUUCACUAAGCUGUAGUAAACAGGAGUCUCCACGGGCACUGGAAUCUGUCGUGUCACUUUAUGUUGCCAAAUGUGUUUUUGUUGUUCUGUAAAGUCAAAUAAACGAUUUAUCUGCAUUGACAAA